GUGAAAUGAACGAUAUUUUUAUUUAUUUUUCUUAUGUUUCUUGCUUUCAUUUAAGAAAUCAUUGCAAAAUGUUGUCAACAGUUAUAUUAAAACGAUGUAUGCAAACAAAUUGUGAUCAUUAUGUAAUAUUUAACAAAUAACUUAUAAACUAUGGUUAAAGUAACGAUUCAAAAGUUUUGCUCAUGUCUUGAGCUGUGGAAGGGAUGUGUUUUGGCCGGAAUAUUCUCUAUGGCCACAAGUAUUUUUGACUUAUUGUGGAGUAUCGCCCAUAUGUUGGAAGAGGAAAAUAAAUCCAAAUGGCUAUUAAUGCCCUGGAUAUGUCUCGCAAUCCUCGAUAUUCUCAUCAAUUUCUUCAUCUCAUUCAUGGAAUUGACUUUAACUAGUCGGACGUACGGCACGCCAUGUAUUAUACCAGUGGCCGGACUCGCGGUCACUGUAAUGGUCUGCGCGGUUCUGCUAUACUGUUUAUUAUGCGUUUUCGCACAGUUCUUGAUUUACAACGGAAAGAAUAGUCCAUUGACGGGCACCCGAACUACGGACACGUCAUUAUCGGUAGUCGACCCGAUUGACGGCAUGUGUUCGGCGGCAAAACUGGAUGAGUCGGACGGAGAGCCCAAUCAUUUUGAAAACCAUAACGUGCUGUCCGUACCGCAAGUGACAACACCUCGCGAUGCCUGGUAGGGGUGGGCCGCCGGUGGAGGUGGUCGUAGACGACUAUCCAUACCAUACGAUAACACAGGGAUAGUGACGGAUCGACUAAUGAUGGGGACGGCUGUACGCCAUGGUCUGGUGGUCACUAUCGGUGGUCAUACAGGCGUGUCUGCAGUUUAUGGACCAAAAACACACCAACCAUUUGCUGUUUUUCUAUACUCUUUCACAUCAUAUGCUAACUUAAUGUUCAGUUUUUUCAAUCCUGUUGUUAAUUAAAAGUGUGUUUUAUGUGUUUCUCUCAUUGCAUACCAAUUGUGAUACAUGUAUUGUCUUUGCUAUUGAAAGCUCUCUAUAUUUUAAUCUCAUUCUUUGCUAAUUUCUAUUUCAUUCAGUUUUUAUAAUUGUUAUCCAAAAAUAAAGCC
Molecule: messenger RNA, 1073 nt
Organism: Medioppia subpectinata
Lineage: Eukaryota; Metazoa; Arthropoda; Arachnida; Sarcoptiformes; Oppiidae
Source: the annotation of a GenBank genome assembly